Molecule: messenger RNA, 4079 nt
Organism: Gaeumannomyces tritici R3-111a-1
Lineage: Eukaryota; Fungi; Ascomycota; Sordariomycetes; Magnaporthales; Magnaporthaceae
Exons: 3
Coding region: 806-3622 (938 amino acids)
Source: RefSeq, a predicted model, not a curated record
CAUCUCGCUUCCCUGCCUUUCUUGAUUCUGUCACCGCCUGCCUUGCUCUGCACUCUCUUCAGCUUCAUGCUCCCUAUCCGUGGGCUGGGCAAGAGAGAGGAAAUUUCCUUUUUGUUCCUUUGCCGGCUCCUGUCCAGCUCUGGCUUUUGUUCCGGGCCGCAAAAAGUCUCGUUCCGCCCCUUGGGACCUUCCCGUCCAGUCUGCUGCCGUUAUCUGUCCGGGACCCCUUGAAGGCCCCAUCUCGGUUGUGUGUUGCACUGCUCUCCUUCUCCAGCCAAACGCCCCCUGCCAGAGCCCUCUUUUGGCCUCGCCCCCCCUGCGCGGCUCCAAGGAACUACGCACCGCUUCGAUUGAUAUGAACCACCACCGCUCCGUUCCGCUCACCGAGUAGCUGGUCGAGCGGCCCUUUUUCUUCUCUUCUUCCCCUCGUCUUCCACGAGUCUUCUGCCGGCGCUGCAGAUCUGCUACGUCCGCAACUCUGUGCUCCUGUUCCUCUUCGCCACUACAAGCCAAGGGGUCCAAGGCGAGCAAAGAGAAGCGUGCCUUGCAUCGCCGCGCCUGUGCAAGGGAGACGCCUGCAUUCCCGACACACACGCGCCGCCAACCCACGAUACGAUCCUGCUCAGCAGCCUCGAGUGAGCCGCCCCUCCUGGGAGGACUCGAUCGAACUCGGGCGCCUAGCCCGGUGAGGGAUCUCGACGACAACAGGCCGCUUUAUAGCAGCAUCGCCCCGUUCCACCAGCGGAACAGCAACUUCAUGCCAACACGCCCAGACGCAUACAUAACCUCAUAACCACACCACAACAUGUCUGCACUAACAGAGCCCAUGCCCCUGCCAUCGCCGCCCGCGACACUGUCCCGGUACCGCAGUCUUCGGGGCAAGAGCGUCUCGGAAUCGCGCAAGGUAGUCGAGGCCAUUGUACCCGGGAGCCCCAAGGCCGCCUCGGAGUUUGGUGACAGCCCCAAGUCUUCAGGGUCGAGGUUUAGGAGGAGAGCAAAGACGCUCACUAGUGGCGACUCGGAGAGCGCCAGCAGCACCCCCACCGCCGCACCUCCAGUCCCCAUGCUGCCACCGUCGCCGAUAUCGCCUGGACCGCUUGUCUCGCCCACGGCAACAACACCAUCCAGGAAAGCCAAGGGAACCCUGAGGGCGCCCCCACCUCUCGUGCUUACCGACAGCAACGGCGCCAUAAGCCACAAUGGGCUCAACGAGUCGGGGUCCGAGGCCGACAUCCAGGGCAUGAACUUCCCGGCAGUUCCUGUGGCGAUGGCCAUAACCGCCGAUACCGCCGUCGGCCCAGAUAGCUGCUGCGGCACGCCCGUUGACGACGGCAGGAGGCGGUUACAGGACAGGCUGGGCGACGAUAUAGCCGAGAUGGAGGAGAGCAUACGGCAGGCCAGGGCGGACGCUAUCAUCAACAGCCACAUCUACAACGACCACAGCGACGCUGCCUCGCUCAAGUCCUCGGCGGAAUCUUUCAAGUUUAGCAACAAUGGGCGCCGGCCCUCGCCGCUGCAGCUGAAGCCGCGCAGUCCUGUGCUGGAGAAGUUCAACUUCCUCGGCUGGGGCCGCAAGUCCAGCGCCGCUUCGCUUUCGCCGUCCCCGUCCACGGCGACAUCCUUCGACUUUAGCAGGUCCGGGACUAUGGACCCCCAACCGUCGCCACUGGCCAAGUCUUUCCUGGACAAGAUUGGACAGCCACCGCCGUCGCCUGUUCCCUCAACAGCGAGCAAUGGUGGAGAGAGGUGCGUGCAAGUCCGUUGCCGCGGGGUAUCGAUGAAUGUCGACGUGACACUCGACACUAGCACAGUCGAUAUCCUUUUCGCAUGCUCUGAUGGGUUACCGUUGCCACAGUCCAUCAACACUGCCACAGCCGUUGUCGUCGAGUCGUACACACAUCUUGGACUGGAGCGACGACUCAGGCGAUACGAACGCGUACGAGACGUGCUCAACUCGUGGGAUCGGGACACGCAGAACCAUCUGUUUGUGGACACAUCCUCUGAUGAUCUCGGCCAGGCGGCGCAGCAGCACAAGGAUCUGGACAUCUCGUCUGUGUCUUCACCCGCAUGCACGCCUCUGCAGCUUCAGCAGCCUCCCCAGGGCUUCGUCCUGCAGCUCCACCACUCACAGCGCCCCGGCAAGUGGAACAAGCGAUUUAUCACCCUCCUCGAGAACGGCCAGAUGUUCGCCUCCAAGAAGGCCGACGUCGCCCUCGCAGUCAGUACACCCACAUCGGCCACGGGCGGAUCGCCAUGGUCCCCGUCCGCCGCUGGGUCACCCAGGGGCCUGCCCACUGUGACGGCAGCCGCCGCAGCGGGUGCCGCGGCGAUUUGCCACCUGAGCGACUUUGACAUCUACACCCCGACCGAGGCGCAGUGCAAAAAGACGCUCAAGGCGCCCAAGAAGUUCUGCUACGCUAUCAAGUCUCAGCAGCGCACCACUGUCUUUGCCGGGUCGCCCGCGGCCGAGAACUUUGUGCACUUCUUCUGCACCGAGGACGCCGACGUGGCGCGCCAGUUCCACACCCGCGUGCACGCCUGGAGGUCCUGGUACCUGGUGCACCGCCGGGGCGUGGCUGGGUCCGCGGCCACCUCGCGGCGCAACAGCGGCAACGACGACGACAUGAAGCCGCCGCCGAAGCUCGAGGACAAGCGGCCGGGCACCUCGGGCAGCAUGAGCGGCGCGCCGCAGAUCCUCGCCGUCAAGCACAAGCCCAAGAAGUCGGUCAGCCACAUCAAGUUCGAGGGCAGCCGCCACAAGAUCCGCGUCAGCGUCGACGAGGCGCCCUACAGCAUCGGCGAGUUCCAGCCGCUGCUCGACCUCAACCGCUUCGACAAGCCCAUCGACGAGUUCGGCAAAGACUGGAUCGAGCGCCAGAGCGCGCUGCCGCCCAACGCCGCCGAGACGGUCGCCGCGCUGGUCAAGAGCGCCACCGGCCCCGGCACCCCCAAGACGGAAGGCGAGUUCGCUGAGGGCGGCCUGCUGGGCGCAUCGUACGACGAGCGCAAGAGCCGCAAGGGAAGCGCCGCCGGCAACGAGCCGUCCACUCCCGUAGAGGGCCCCUUCACCGAGGGCGCGACUCUCGUCAACGGCGGCCUGUCGCCCAAUGGCGAGGAGGCCAAGGAUGGCGAGGACAAGGCCGAGACUGAGGAGCCGGCCGAGCCCAAGUCGCCGCCAAAGCCCGAACCCAGGUCGUGGUUCCCUUCGGCCUCGGAGCACUCGGCCAAGAGGCGCGCCCAGAGCAUCUCGGAGGCGGCCGCACGACCCUCGACCUCGGCGGGAGAGUCGUCGUCCCGCCCGGACCCCCCGCUGCCCUUCCCCUUCGGCCCCGGCGGGCCCCUCGCCCAGCAGGCGCGCCCGCAGCACCUGCACCCCGGUGGCCCCGGCAGCCGCGGCCGCCCGCCGCCGCGGAGCAGCGUGGCGAUCGCCACCCCGCCGCUCUGCGGCCCGGCAACGGCCAGGGAGGCCCGCCGCCGCCGCACAACCAGAGGCAGCCUCGGCCUAUGCCGGCUCGCCAGCACUGAGGCGGCGGUGGAGCUAGCGACGAGAUUCUCUAGCAAACCACCACUAGCAGCAGAAAUGACGCUACACAAUGAAAGCACCCCCGCCCCCUCCCCUUAAUACGAAAGAGAUAGACUGGCACAUCUAGAGCGGGGGAAGGGAAGACUAGACUGGGGCGGCGGCGGUUUUAAAAAUCAGAGAUGUUGGAAGAAACCGAGACCAGGACGCACAACACGAGUGGGAGGCAUAAAAAGUCCACAUCUAGUACCUGCUUCGUUACCACAGCUGUUUUUCGGGGGGGUUUUUUUUUCAUCCCGUUGUUCUUUUUUCCUUUCCCUUUAUUUGUACAUACCAUUUUGGAUCCCUCUCUUCUGGAUGGCGUUUUGGCUUGUGCGGGUACGAAGCCAUGUCAUGGCGUUUCUUUUCUGCCUCGCUCGUUUUCGUUUGUUCUGUCGUCUUUUGCCUCGUAUCCGAGCUGUUAUCUGUGUACCCAGUCAACUCAGGACUCUCCUUUGUGUUUAAUGCCGCACCUGGUCCUGUGGACAGCACUUCUCAAUUAUAAAUGAGUUCUUCCAAA